Messenger RNA from Triplophysa dalaica, 3494 nucleotides. RefSeq names its product kinesin family member 2C (gene kif2c). Gene Ontology annotation, biological process: microtubule-based movement. The transcript has 21 exons. Bases 133 to 2214 code for a protein of 693 amino acids. Gene Ontology annotation, molecular function: microtubule binding; microtubule motor activity; ATP binding. Lineage: Eukaryota; Metazoa; Chordata; Actinopteri; Cypriniformes; Nemacheilidae. The record is from RefSeq and is a predicted model, not a curated record.
CGAUUUUUGAAAGUAAGGCGGUUGAUUUUAUUGCGAUUUACUGCCUACAGAGGCGAAGUUUGAAGGUGUAAAAAGCACUACUUUUCAUUUCGAAGUUUUAAAGACGUUGAUCAAAAGCUACAACAACUUAAGAUGGAUCCUGUAUUGUCGAAACUGCUCGUUGGGCUUGCUGUCAAUAUAAGUCGUAGUGAUGGGAGAAUACACAGUGCAACCGUGAAAAAUACCAGUGUCACUAAAUCCUCAGUGAGUGUGGAAUGGGCUGAGAAUGGAUUGACCAAAGGAAAAGAGGUUGACCUGGAUGAACUUCAACAACUCAAUUCCGACCUUAUGCAACACCUCCAGCCAUGCCGUCAAGAAGUGCCUGUCCCUGUAACGUUACCUGUGGCAAAAGUGGCAAAAAAUACCAGAGCAUCUGAACUUCCUCUGAGGUCAACAAGAUUACCGGCACCACCAGAAGCUUCCAGAAGGAUGACCACACGUCAGACAUGCUUGUUCCGUCAUCCUGCCCCUCCCUCUGCGGUAUCUGUCACAACUGCAGAGGACAGCCUGUCUCAAGAUCUUUCCUCAUCUACAAUCCCUAAACCUUCUGGUUACCAGAGGCGACUUGUUUCAAAGCCAGCAUCUCCUCUAUUACCAACCGCUGAGGCUAUAUGUGAGAGUGAGGCUUCCAAAUGUGCUCCCAUGGGUCCACCAAGCCAUCGCAUGUCUCAGGUCUCGGAGAUGAACAGUGGCAAGGUGACAAACAAACGGUUGUCUGUAGCAAGAAUCCCUGAAACACAGAAAAGAGGAAAGUUUGGAGAUGCAUGUCGACCUAACAAACAGUUUCACCAGAUGAUAGAGGAAUACAGAGAGACCCUGGAGAAAGUGCCCAUGUCUUUGUCUGAUAUGGUGAAACCUCAAAGAAUAUGUGUCUGCGUUCGCAAACGGCCACUGAAUAAAAAAGAGCUGGCCAAGAAAGAGAUUGAUGUGGUGACAAUCCCUGGUAAUGGAGCCCUGCUGUUACAUGAACCUAAGCAGAAAGUGGACCUGACCAAAUACCUGGAGAAUCAGACGUUUCAUUUUGAUUACUCGUUCGACGACGAUGUCUCUAAUGACCUUGUUUACAGGUUCACUGCUAAACCUCUGCUUAAGACCAUAUUUGAAGGGGGUAUGGCGACUUGCUUUGCAUACGGUCAGACAGGUAGUGGAAAAACCCAUACAAUGGGUGGAGACUUCUCUGGCAAAACUCAAAAUAGCUCUAAAGGGAUCUACGCCCUGGCAGCGCAGGAUGUAUUUACCCUCCUGAGGCAAAAGCGGUAUGCCGAUAUGGACCUUUGCCCAUACGUGACGUUUUUUGAGAUCUACAAUGGCAAGGUGUUCGAUUUGCUGAAUAAGAAGGCAAUGCUACGCGUUUUGGAGGAUGACAAGCAGCAGGUCAAUGUCGUCGGCCUGCAAGAAGUGCCGGUGUCAUCCGUUGAUAAUGUCAUUAAGCUGAUCGAGCGGGGAAGUGCAUGCAGAACGUCUGGCCAGACGUUUGCCAACUUGAGCUCGUCGCGGUCACAUGCGGUGUUGCAGGUAAUCCUGAGGAGGCGGAAUUUCCUUCACGGGAAGUUUUCUCUGGUGGAUCUUGCAGGAAACGAGCGUGGUACUGAUGUCACCAGUAAUGAUCGUAACACUAUAGUGGAGACUGCGGAGAUCAACCGCAGCCUGCUGGCUUUGAAGGAAUGUAUCCGGUCUCUGGGUCACAACAAUGAACACAUCCCAUUCAGGAUGAGUAAACUCACACAGGUGCUUAGAGAUUCCUUCAUUGGGGAAAACUCCAGGACCUGUAUGAUUGCAAUGAUCUCACCGGGCAUGAACUCCUGUGACUACACUCUGAACACACUACGCUAUGCAAACAGGGUGAAAGAAUUGAAUGGAGUGUCUAAAGGAGUUUCAGCUGCGAAUGGUACAAAUCUUGAAUUUUCUGUAGAGGAGGGAAACUAUUCAGAGGAGGAGUCUGUUCUUCCAACACUCGAGGCCAUGUCUCAAGUGUCUGAGAUGGAAGAGAAGUUUUAUGAAGAACUCAAGGGUUGCAAUGAGAUUGUCCAGUCCAUGCAAUAUCCUUCAUUUGAUAUUGUAAAAAGUCUUCCAGAAAUUGAUUCGUUCAUGGGGAAACUGCAAGAAUCUUACCAGGCUUUGAGAUCAGCCGUUGAAGCAGAACAGAGGAUCAGGAUGUCGCCCAAACUAGUCUGAGAUUUGGCUGAGGACAAAACACUCAAACUAAAAAAACUAAUAAUGCUAUUUCAAUAAGUAAUUUCUAUCUUACCAGAUCCAUGUAUACUCAUUUAUAUGUGUGUGUGUUUGUUUGUAAGUUUUGUAGUGUUAUGUUUCUUUGUUUACUAAAUAAAGGUUCUCUCUUAUUGGAUGUUACGGUUUAAGUGUUAUGUGUGUUCUUGUCCACUAGAUGGGGAAGUCGGUUUGAUCUCUCCUUAAGGAGAAAUGAGAGGAGCAGGUGUGGAGUAUUACCUGUGAUAAUCUCUAAAUUAAGAAGCGGUGCUUCAAGAUGCGUGGAGAAGAGAUUUUGACCAUUGGAGCCGUGUUUUCGUAGUCUCUCCAGUCCAUUAGUCCCUUUCUUUAUAUAUUUUCUGUGUUGUUCCUUUUGAUUUAAUGUUUAUUUGUUAAAACGUAUGUGCACGUGUGGCAUCUCCUAGGAUCUUGUAAAUCAUAUAAUUAAUUGUAUCAGUUUUCUUGAUGAAUCACUUGUACCAUAUUCCAUCCACACUGAUAUAUAUUUUUUCAGUAUGUGUCUCUUGAAUUUCAUAUCUCUAUGAACUCUGUUUUUUGUUGCUGAUGCCACAUGACCUCAAACUCUCACUAUUUGCUAUCCCAAAUCACUGUACACACUUGCCCUGUAAACACAAGCUGACACGUGACCAAUCAAAGGUCUAAUAAACAGAUUACAUUAAACAGUGUUCUCCAAUGAUGAAAAAAUAGGUUGUAAAUCAGUGGCCCCACAUCUCCAUAAACUCUCUGGGUAGUAUAUGUCUAAAUAAUUUCCUUUUUUAAUAUUCUUGCCUGUUGUAACAUUCAUGUUAUUAGGGAAUUGCAGAUUUACUUUCCUUCUAGGAAAACCUUCUUAAGACCUUCAGAGUUAAGUUGUUUAUUAUACUUAAGUAGAGUAGACUUUAUGCUUCUUUGUGGUUCUGUUUUUCUCUUGCUAAUAACUAGCCUGUAUUACCUGCUCGAGACCUGCCCCUUUCAGUUCAGUUAUCCUCCAACACAAGGAAGAACCAAAACCUACAGGAACAUUUGAAGGGAAUUUUUGCUUUGCAAAUGUGUUUCAUGUGAGCAGAAUCUUGUAUCUGUUGGCUCCGAGUCUAUUUGAUUCUCCACUCUGAAUUCCAGCUGUCCACGUGAAUAUUUUCUCAGUGUGGUGAAAAUUGGCAGUUCCCAUCACCUCUACAGACAAACCACCCAGCUAUCAGAGGAGCAUGCGGAACAACCUCUGUAUUUUUUGCUUGUACCAUCCAUGU